Molecule: messenger RNA, 768 nt
Organism: Nannospalax galili (Upper Galilee mountains blind mole rat)
Lineage: Eukaryota; Metazoa; Chordata; Mammalia; Rodentia; Spalacidae
Product: olfactory receptor 14A2-like
Exons: 1
Coding region: 1-768 (255 amino acids)
Biological process (GO): G protein-coupled receptor signaling pathway
Cellular component (GO): membrane
Molecular function (GO): odorant binding; olfactory receptor activity
Source: RefSeq, a predicted model, not a curated record
AUGACAAAUUACACAGUUUACAAAGAUUUCUUCUUCAUGGAAUUCUCUGACAGCAAGCAGUUCCAGGUGCUCCAGGGCUUUCUGUUUCUACUGAUUUACUUGGUGUCCCUCAUGGGGAACCUUCUCAUCAUCAUGCUUGUCACUGUGGACCAGUGUCUUCACACCCCCAUGUACUUCUUCCUGAAGAACGUGUCCUUCCUCAAUGUGUGCUUCAUUUCAGUCACAGUCCCAAAGCUCAUUCUCAGCUCUUUGUCCCACAGGAGUGCUAUCUCUUUCCCAGGAUGUGUGUGUCAGGUCUUGUUCAUGGUUUCUUUUGACACAUCUGAGCUUUUCCUCCUCAAAGCCAUGUUGUAUGACCAUAUGUGGCCAUCUGUCACCCACUACACUAUGACCAUCAUGAACAGGGCAGUCUGUGUGCAGACGGUAGCUGCCUCUUGGCUAUUUGGAAGUUUCCUUGGGGCCUUAUAUUCAUAUGGCUCCUUCUCUCUCUCUUUCUGUGGCUCCAGAAAAGUGCCACAGUUCUUCUGUGAUGUCCCCUCUCUACUGAAGAUUUCUUGCUCAAUGAUGCAUGUCACCAUUGACAUUAGUGUUAUCUUUGGACUUAUAUAUGGGUUUUUCAGCUUGGUCUCCAUAGGGUUUUCAUAUUGUUACAUUUUCAACACAAUGCUGAGAAUGCCCUUGUUACAGGGGAAAUCAAAAGCCUUUUCUACCUGCAUGCCCCAUCUCAUUGUUGUCUCCAUUUUUUCACAGGUGCCACUGCCUAUUUGA